Molecule: messenger RNA, 15429 nt
Organism: Dama dama (fallow deer)
Lineage: Eukaryota; Metazoa; Chordata; Mammalia; Artiodactyla; Cervidae
Gene: MUC5AC
Product: mucin 5AC, oligomeric mucus/gel-forming
Exons: 61
Coding region: 1-15429 (5142 amino acids)
Cellular component (GO): extracellular matrix
Molecular function (GO): protein binding
Source: RefSeq, a predicted model, not a curated record
AUGGGUGUUGGCCGGAGGAGGCUGGCCCCGCUCUGGGCCCUGGCCCUCACUCUGGCCUGUGCCCAGCACACAGGCCUGGCCCAGAGCAGCACUGCAGAGCUCAGCUUCAAGCACCCAGACCUCCCUCCCGUCCCUCAGGGACCUGGUGGCACCGCCCUCCGUGGAGUGACCAUCCACCCGCCUCUGAGGACCACCCCCGUGGUGCGAGCCCUGAACGCGGCCCACGGCGGGCGGGUGUGCAGCACGUGGGGCGACUUCCACUACAAGACCUUCGACGGCGACGUCUUCCGCUUCCCCGGGCUGUGCAACUACGUCUUCUCCGCGCACUGCGGCUCCGCCUACGAGGACUUCAACCUGCAGCUCCGCCGCAGCCCCGGGCCCAACAGCACCGCGCCCAGCAUGGUCACCAUGAAGCUGGACGGACUGGUCGUCAGGCUGGCCAAGGGCUCCGUCCUGGUCAACGGCCACCCAAUUCAGCUGCCCUUCAGCCAGUCCGGGGUCCUCAUUGACCAGAGCAAUGGCAACCUGAGGGUGGUGGCCAAGCUGGGCCUGGUCUUCAUGUGGAACCAGGACGACAGCCUCCUGCUCGAACUGGACGCCAAGUACACCAACCAGACGUGCGGGCUGUGCGGAGACUUCAAUGGUGUCCCCGUCUACAAUGAGUUCUUCUCCCACAAUGUCAAGCUGACCCCCACCGAGUUUGGGAACCUGCAGAAGAUGGACGGCCCCACGGAGCAGUGUCAGGACCCUGUCCCCGAGGAUGCUGGGACCUGCUCGAACAACUCUGGCAUCUGUGAGGAGAUGUUGAGCAGCGAGCCGUUCUUGGGCUGUGCCCUCCUGGUGAAUGCCAGCAGCUACCUGGAGGCCUGCCGGCACGACCUCUGCCACUGCAGCCAGGCCAGCCUCACCAGCUGCCUCUGCCACACCCUUGCCGAGUACUCCCGCCAGUGUGCCCACGCCGGGGGGCUGCCCCUGGACUGGCGGGGCCCCCAGCUCUGCCCCCAGACGUGCCCCCUGAACAUGCGGUACCACGAGUGCGGCUCACCCUGCGUGGACACCUGCUCCAACCCUGAGCACUCCCAGCUGUGCGAGGACCACUGCAUGGCCGGCUGCUUCUGCCCCGAGGGGAUGGUUCUGGACGACAUCGGCCACACGGGCUGCAUUCCCGUGUCUGGGUGCUCCUGCAUGUACAAUGGGGCCACCUACGCUCCAGGGACUGGCUACUCCACAGACUGCACCAACUGCACCUGCUCCGGAGGCCAGUGGACCUGCCGGGAGGCGCCGUGUCCGGGGACCUGCUCGGUGCUGGGCGGCGCCCACAUCUCCACGUUUGACGAAAAGCAGUACACGGUGCACGGGGACUGCAGCUACGUGCUGGCCAAGCCUUGUGACAGUGGCGCCUUCACCGUGCUGGCCGAGCUGCGCAGGUGCGGGCUGACCGACAGCGAGAGCUGCCUGAAGAGCCUGACGCUGAGCCUGGGCGGGGGGCACACGGUCUUCAUGAUCAAGGCUAGCGGGGAGGUGUUUAUGAACCAGGUCUACAUCCAGCUGCCCGUCUCAGCAGCCAACGUCACGCUCUUCAGACCUUCCACCUUCUUCAUCAUUGCUCAGACCCAGCUGGGCCUGCAGCUGGACAUCCAGCUGGUGCCCAUCAUGCAGGUGUUCGUGCGGCUGGAGCCACAGAUCCGAGGGCAGACCUGCGGCCUGUGUGGGAACUUCAACCAGAACCAGGCCGACGACUUCCGGACCAUCAGCGGCGUGGUGGAGGGCUCAGCCGCUGCUUUCGCCAACACCUGGAAGACCCAGGCCGCCUGCCCCAACAUCAAGAACAGCUUUGAGGACCCCUGCUCCCUCAGCGUGGAGAAUGAGAAAUUCGCUCAGCACUGGUGCUCCCGGCUCACAGACCCCCAGGGCUCAUUCGCCCAGUGCCACUCCGCCGUGGACCCCAGCGCCUACUACUCGAACUGCAUGUUCGACACCUGUAACUGUGAGAAGAGUGAGGACUGCCUGUGUGCGGCCCUGUCCUCCUACGUCCGGGCCUGUGCCGCCCGGGGCGUGCUGCUCGGCGGCUGGCGGGACGGCGUGUGCACAAAGGCCAUGGCGACCUGCCCCAAGUCGCUCACCUACCGCUACAACAUCAGCACGUGCCCGCCCACCUGCCAGGCCCGGAGUGACGAGGACGUAACCUGCGGUGGCGGCUUCGUCCCCGUGGACGGCUGCACCUGCCCCGACGGCACCUUCCUGGACAACAUGGGCGCGUGCGUGCCGGCCGCUAGCUGCCCCUGCUACUUCCAGGGCUCCGUGGUCCCCAAUGGGGAGUCACGGCAUGAGCAGGGCACUGUCUGCUCCUGCACCCAGGGUGCACUCACCUGCAUCGGAGGCCACACCCCAGAUCAAGUCUGCGUCCCGCCCAUGGUCUACUUCGACUGUCGCAACGCCACGCCUGGGGCCAGCGGGGCCGGCUGUCAGAAGAGCUGCCAGACCCUGGACAUGGACUGUUACAGCCCCAAGUGUGAGCCCGGCUGUGUGUGUCCUGACGGGCUGGUGGCCAGCGGCGACGGCGGCUGCGUCCCCGUGUCCGACUGCCCCUGCGUGCACAACGAGGCCAGCUACCAGCCAGGCCAGACCAUCCGCAUCGGCUGCAACACCUGCACCUGUCGCAGCCGGACGUGGCAGUGCACCGACCAGCCCUGCCUGGCCACCUGUGCGGUGUACGGGGAUGGCCACUACCUCACCUUCGACGGGCGGGACUACAGCUUCAGCGGGGACUGCGAGUACACGCUGCUCCAGGACCACUGCGGCGGGAACAGCAGCGCCCAGGACAGCUUCCGCGUCAUCACCGAGAACGUGCCCUGCGGCACCACAGGGACCACCUGCUCCAAGGCCAUCAAGAUCUUCCUGGGGAGCUACGAGCUGAAGCUGAGCGACAGGAAACUAGAGGUGAUCGAGACGGGCCCGCGGCCGCCCUACUCCAUCCGCCAGAUGGGCAUCUACCUGGUGGUAGACACGGAAGUUGGCCUUGUGCUGCUGUGGGACAAGGGUACCAGCAUCUUCCUCAGACUCAGCCCCGAGUUCAAGGGGAGGGUCUGCGGGCUGUGCGGGAACUUUGACGACAACGCCCUCAACGACUUCACCACGCGGAGCCAGUCCGUGGUGGGCGACGUGCUGGAGUUUGGCAACAGCUGGAAAUUCUCCCCAUCGUGUCCGGACGCUCUGGCCCCCGGGGACCCCUGCACCGCCAACCCGUACCGCAAGUCCUGGGCCCAGAAACAGUGCAGCAUCAUCAAUAGCGCCACCUUCAGCGCCUGCCAUGCCCACGUGGAGCCGUCCAAGUACUACAAGGCCUGCGUGAGCGACGCCUGUGCCUGCAACUCAGGGGGCGACUGUGAGUGCUUCUGCACGGCCGUGGCCGCCUACGCCCAGGCCUGCCACGAUGCGGGCGUGUGCGUGUCCUGGCGGACCCCGGACAUCUGCCCCCUGUUCUGCGACUACUACAACCCCCAGGGCCAGUGCGAAUGGCACUACCUCUCCUGUGGGGCGCCCUGUCUGAAGACCUGCCGGAACCCCAGUGGCCAGUGCUGGCACGACACCCGCGGCUUGGAAGGCUGCUACCCCAAGUGCCCACCAGAGGCCCCCAUCUUCGACGAGGACCAGAUGCAAUGUGUGGCUUCAUGCCCGACCCCAUCCCCACCACCAACCUGCCAUGCCGGAGGCCAGUCCUUCUGGCCAGGCUCCAAGGUGCCCUCGGACAGGAACUGCUACUCCUGCAUCUGCACUGAGGACGGCGUGCAGUGUGUCUAUGCCGCGAACGCUUGCGUCUGCACCUAUGGCGGGAAGCAGUUCCAUCCCGGGGACGAAAUCUACCGAACGACGGACGGCUUGGGGAGCUGCAUCUUGGCCCGCUGUGGGGCCAACGGCACCAUCGAGAGACUGGUCUACCCCUGCAGCCCCACCACGCCCACCCCCCAGACCAUCUUCUCCUUCUCGACAUCCCUGCCGGAGCGUCCCUCAACUGAGCCCACCACGGUCACCACGGUCACUUGUUUACAAGUUUUAUGCAACUGGACUGAGUGGAUGGACGGCAGCUACCCUGGCCCAGGGAGAAACAGUGGAGAUUUUGACACUAUCCCGAAUCUCAGAGCCGAAGGUUAUAAAUUCUGUGCAGAGCCCAAGAAUGUGCAGUGCCGGGCAGAGCGCUUCCCUGACACCCCACUGCAGGAGCUGGGCCAGGACGUGAUCUGUAACAAAUCUGUGGGCCUGAUUUGCCGGAACGAGGACCAGCUGCCCCCCAUCUGCUACAACUACAACGUCCGCUUCCUGUGCUGUGAGCUGGUGGACACUUGCAGGACACACACCAUUUCACCUGCUACACCUGCCACCAUACAGACAGCCCCAACUGAAGCCAGCACUACCUGGACCACGGGAACCCUCUCCACUUCCAACAAACUCAGCACUGCUAGCUCACCUCACGUGACCACAGCAAGACCGGUCACAACCAGCACACAUGAGCAAUCCUCUCCAGGGACCACCCCCUGCAAGCCAAAAUGCAGGUGGACCAAGUGGUUCGAUGUGGACUUCCCCAUGCCCGGGCCCCACGGGGGAGACAAUGAAACCUUCGGCAACAUCCUGAGGAAUGGAGACCUCAUCUGCCACCGACCCGAAUCCAUCAGCAAAGUGGAGUGCCGAGCCGAGAGCCACCACGGGGUCAGCAUCCACGAGCUGGGCCAGGUGGUGCAGUGCCGCCAGGACAUGGGCCUGCUGUGUCGGAACCAGGACCAGAAGGGUGAGACCAGGACGUGCCUCAACUACGAGAUCAGAGUGCUCUGCUGCGAGCCCCAGGAACACUGCCCUCCACCCACUGUCACAGGAGCCAGCACGACCAGAGUGAGUGUCAGUACAAGCACCACAACCUCGGCUCCUACAACCAGUGCAACCUCUGUGCAGCCAAAGAGCACAACCUCGGCUCCUACAACCAGUGAAACCUCUGUGCAGACAAGCACCACAUCCUCGGCUCCUACAACCAGUGCAACCUCUGUGCAGACAAGCACCACAUCCUCGGCUCCUACAACCAGUGCAACCUCUGUGCACACAAGCACCACAACCUCGGCUCCUACAACCAGUGAAACCUCUGUGCAGAGAAGCAGCACAACCUUGGCUCCUACAACCAGUGCAACCUCUGUGCAGACAAACAAGUACCACAACCUCAGCUCCUACAAGUGCAACCUCUGUGCACACAAGCACCACAACCUCAGUUCCUACAACCAGUGCAACCUCUGUGCAGACAAGCACCACAACCUCGGCUCCUACAACCAGUACAAGCACCACAACCUCAGCUCCUACAAGGGCAACCUCUGCGCAGCCAAAGAGCACAACCUCGGCUCCUACAACCAGUGCAACCUCUGUGCACACAAGCACCACAACCUCGGCUCCUACAAGUGGAACCUCUGUGCAGCCAAAGAGCACAACCUUGGUUCCUACAACGAGCUCAACCUCUGUGCACACAAGCACCACAACCUUGGCUCCUACAACCAGUGGACCAAGUGGUUCGACGCGGACUUCCCCAUGCCCGGGCCCCACGGGGGAGACAAUGAAACCUUCGGCAACAUCCUGAGGAAUGGAGACGUCAUCUGCCACCGACCCGAAUCCAUCAGCAAAGUGGAGUGCCGAGCCGAGAGCCACCACGGGGUCAGCAUCCACGAGCUGGGCCAGGUGGUGCAGUGCCGCCAGGACAUGGGCCUGCUGUGUCGGAACCAGGACCAGAAGGGUGACACUAGGACGUGCCUCAACUACGAGAUCAGAGUGCUCUGUUGCGAGCCCCAGGAACACUGCCCUCCACCCACUGUCACAGGAGCCAGCACGACCAGAUGCAACCUCUGUGCAGACAAGUACCACUACCUCGGCUCCUACAACCAGUGCAACCUCUGUCCAGACAAGCGGCACAACCUCGGCUCCUACAACGAGCUCAACCUCUGUACUACCCCGUUCCCACCGGGGAUCACACCAUGCAAGCCAAAGUGCAGGUGGACCAAGUGGUUCGACACGGACUUCCCCAUGCCCGGGCCCCAUGGGGGAGACAAUGAAACCUUCGGCAACAUCCUGAGGAAUGGAGACGUCAUCUGCCACCGAUCCGAAUCCAUCAGCAAAGUGGAGUGCCGAGCCGAGAGCCACCAGGGGGUCAGCAUCCACGAGCUGGGCCAGGUGGUGCAGUGCCGCCAGGACAUGGGCCUGCUGUGUCGGAACCAGGACCAGAAGGGUGAGACCAGGAUGUGCCUCAACUACGAGAUCAGAGUGCUCUGCUGCGAGCCCCAGGAACACUGCCCUCCACCCACUGUCACAGGAACCAGCACAACCAGAGUGAGUGUCAGUGUGCACACAGGGACCACCUUCCACAAGGCCACAUCCAGUGCAACCUCUGUGCACACAAGCAGCACAUCCUCAGCUCCUACAACCAGUGCAACCUCUGUGCAGACAAGUACCACCUCAGCUCCUACAAGUGCAACCUCUGUGCACACAAGCACCACAACCUCAGCUCCUACAACCAGUGCAACCUCUGUGCAGACAAGCACCACAUCCUCGGCUCCUACAACCAGUGCCACCUCUGUUCAGACAAGCACCACAACCUCGGCUCCUACAACCAGUGCAACCUCUGUGCAGACAAGCACCACAACCUCGGCUCCUACAACCAGUGCAACCUCUGUGCAGACAAGUACCACAACCUCAGCUCCUACAAGUGCAACCUCUGUGCACACAAGCACCACAACCUCAGUUCCUACAACCAGUGCAACCUCUGUGCAGACAAGCACCACAACCUCGGCUCCUACAACCAGUGCAACCUCUGUGCAGCCAAAGAGCACAACCUCGGCUCCUACAACCAGUGCAACCUCUGUGCACACAAGCACCACAACCUCGGCUCCUACAACCAGUGCAACCUCUGUGCAGACAAGCACCACAACCUCAGCUCCUGCAAGGGCAACCUCUGCGCAGCCAAAGAGCACAACCUCGGCUCCUACAACCAGUGCAACCUCUGUGCACACAAGCACCACAACCUCGGCUCCUACAAGUGGAACCUCUGUGCAGCCAAAGAGCACAACCUUGGCUCCUACAACGAGCUCAACCUCUGUGCACACAAGCACCACAACCUUGGCUCCUACAACCAGUGGAACCUCUGCCACAUCCAGUGCAACCUCUGCGCACACAAGCAGCACAACCUCAGCUCCUACAACCAGUGCAACCUCUGUGCAGACAAGCACCACAACCUCGGCUCCUACAAGUGCAACCUCUGUGCACACAAGCACCACAACCUCGGCUCCUACAACCAGUGAAACCUCUGUGCACACAAGCACCACAACCUCGGCUCCUACAACCAGUGCAACCUCUGUGCAGACAAGUACCACUACCUCGGCUCCUACAACCAGUGCAACCUCUGUCCAGACAAGCGGCACAACCUCGGCUCCUACAACGAGCUCAACCUCUGUGCACAAAGGCAGCACAACUUCGGCUCCUACAACCAGUGGAACCUCUGUUCCUACAUCUGAGACUACCCCGUUCCCACCGGGGACCACACCAUGCAAGCCAAAGUGCAGGUGGACCAAGUGGUUCGACACGGACUUCCCCAUGCCCGGGCCCCAUGGGGGAGACAAUGAAACCUUCGGCAACAUCCUGAGGAAUGGAGACGUCAUCUGCCACCGAUCCGAAUCCAUCAGCAAAGUGGAGUGCCGAGCCGAGAGCCACCAGGGGGUCAGCAUCCACGAGCUGGGCCAGGUGGUGCAGUGCCGCCAGGACAUGGGCCUGCUGUGUCGGAACCAGGACCAGAAGGGUGAGACCAGGAUGUGCCUCAACUACGAGAUCAGAGUGCUCUGCUGCGAGCCCCAGGAACACUGCCCUCCACCCACUAGCACAACCUCGGCUCCUACAACCAGUGCAACCUCUGCACACACAAGGAGCACAACCUCAGCUCCUACAAGUGCAACCUCUGCGCAGCCAAAGAGCACAACCUCGGCUCCUACAACCAGUGCAACCUCUGUGCAGACAAGCACCACAACCUCGGCUCCUACAACCAGUGCAACCUCUGUGCACACAAGCACCACAACCUCGGCUCCUACAACCAGUGAAACCUCUGUGCAGACAAGCAGCACAUCCUCAGCUCCUACAACCAGUGCAACCUCUGUGCAGCCAAAGAGCACAACCUCGGCUCCUACAACCAGUUCAACCUCUGCGCGCACAAGGAGCACAACCUCAGCUCCUACAAGUGCAACCUCUGCGCAGCCAAAGAGCACAACCUCGGCUCCUACAACCAGUGCAACCUCUGCGCGCACAAGGAGCACAACCUCAACUCCUACAAGUAGCACAACCUCGGCUCCUACAACCAGUGCAACCUCUGUGCACACAAGCACCACAACCUCGGCUCCUACAACGAGCUCAACCUCUGUGCACACAAGCACCACAACCUCGGCUCCUACAACCAGUGGAACCUCUGUUCCUACAUCUGAGACUACCCCGUCCCCACCAGGGACCACACCAUGCAAGCCAAAGUGCAGGUGGACCAAGUGGUUCGACGCGGACUUCCCCAUGCCCGGGCCCCACGGGGGAGACAAUGAAACCUUCGGCAACAUCCUGAGGAAUGGAGACCUCAUCUGCCACCGACCCGAAUCCAUCAGCAAAGUGGAGUGCCGAGCCGAGAGCCACCACGGGGUCAGCAUCCACGAGCUGGGCCAGGUGGUGCAGUGCCGCCAGGACAUGGGCCUGCUGUGUCGGAACCAGGACCAGAAGGGUGAGACCAGGAUGUGCCUCAACUACGAGAUCAGAGUGCUCUGCUGCGAGCCCCAGGAACACUGCCCUCCACCCACUAUCACAGGAACCAGCACGACCAGAGUGAGUGUCAGGGUUAGCACAACCUCGGCUCCUACAACCAGUGGAACCUCUGUGCAGACAAGCACCACAACCUCGGCUCCUACAACCAGUGAAACAUCUGUGCACACAAGCACCACAACCUCGGCUCCUACAACCAGUGAAACCUCUGUGCAGACAAGCACCACAACCUCGGCUCCUACAACCAGUGAAACCUCUGUGCAGACAAGGAGCACAACCUCAGCUCCUACAACCAGUGCAACCUCUGUGCACACAAGCACCACAACCUCGGCUCCUACAACCAGUGCAACCUCUGUGCACACAAGCACCACAACCUCGGCUCCUACAACCAGUGCAACCUCUGUGCACACAAGCACCACAACCUCGGCUCCUACAACCAGUGCAACCUCUGUGCAGACAAGUACCACUACCUCGGCUCCUACAACCAGUGCAACCUCUGUCCAGACAAGCGGCACAACCUCGGCUCCUACAACGAGCUCAACCUCUGUGCACAAAGGCAGCACAACUUCGGCUCCUACAACCAGUGGAACCUCUGUUCCUACAUCUGAGACUACCCCGUUCCCACCGGGGACCACACCAUGCAAGCCAAAGUGCAGGUGGACCAAGUGGUUCGACGCGGACUUCCCCAUGCCCGGGCCCCACGGGGGAGACAAUGAAACCUUCGGCAACAUCCUGAGGAAUGGAGACGUCAUCUGCCACCGACCCGAAUCCAUCAGCAAAGUGGAGUGCCGAGCCGAGAGCCACCACGGGGUCAGCAUCCACGAGCUGGGCCAGGUGGUGCAGUGCCGCCAGGACAUGGGCCUGCUGUGUCGGAACCAGGACCAGAAGGGUGACACUAGGACGUGCCUCAACUACGAGAUCAGAGUGCUCUGUUGCGAGCCCCAGGAACACUGCCCUCCACCCACUGUCACAGGAGCCAGCACGACCAGAGUGAGUGUCAGUGUGCACACAGGGACCACCUUCCACGAGGCCACAUCCAGUGCAACCUCUGCGCACACAAGCAGCACAACCUCAGCUCCUACAACCAGUGCAACCUCUGUGCAGACAAGCACCACAACCUCGGCUCCUACAAGUGCAACCUCUGUGCACACAAGCACCACAACCUCGGCUCCUACAACCAGUGAAACCUCUGUGCACACAAGCACCACAACCUCGGCUCCUACAACCAGUGCAACCUCUGUGCAGACAAGUACCACUACCUCGGCUCCUACAACCAGUGCAACCUCUGUCCAGACAAGCGGCACAACCUCGGCUCCUACAACGAGCUCAACCUCUGUGCACAAAGGCAGCACAACUUCGGCUCCUACAACCAGUGGAACCUCUGUUCCUACAUCUGAGACUACCCCGUUCCCACCGGGGACCACACCAUGCAAGCCAAAGUGCAGGUGGACCAAGUGGUUCGACACGGACUUCCCCAUGCCCGGGCCCCAUGGGGGAGACAAUGAAACCUUCGGCAACAUCCUGAGGAAUGGAGACGUCAUCUGCCACCGAUCCGAAUCCAUCAGCAAAGUGGAGUGCCGAGCCGAGAGCCACCAGGGGGUCAGCAUCCACGAGCUGGGCCAGGUGGUGCAGUGCCGCCAGGACAUGGGCCUGCUGUGUCGGAACCAGGACCAGAAGGGUGAGACCAGGAUGUGCCUCAACUACGAGAUCAGAGUGCUCUGCUGCGAGCCCCAGGAACACUGCCCUCCACCCACUGUCACAGGAACCAGCACAACCAGAGUGAGUGUCAGUGUGCACACAGGGACCACCUUCCACAAGGCCACAUCCAGUGCAACCUCUGUGCACACAAGCAGCACAUCCUCAGCUCCUACAACCAGUGCAACCUCUGUGCAGCCAAAGAGCACAACCUCGGCUCCUACAACCAGUGCAACCUCUGCACACACAAGGAGCACAACCUCAGCUCCUACAAGUGCAACCUCUGCGCAGCCAAAGAGCACAACCUCGGCUCCUACAACCAGUGCAACCUCUGUGCAGACAAGCACCACAACCUCGGCUCCUACAACCAGUGCAACCUCUGUGCACACAAGCACCACAACCUCGGCUCCUACAACCAGUGAAACCUCUGUGCAGACAAGCAGCACAUCCUCAGCUCCUACAACCAGUGCAACCUCUGUGCAGCCAAAGAGCACAACCUCGGCUCCUACAACCAGUUCAACCUCUGCGCGCACAAGGAGCACAACCUCAGCUCCUACAAGUGCAACCUCUGCGCAGCCAAAGAGCACAACCUCGGCUCCUACAACCAGUGCAACCUCUGCGCGCACAAGGAGCACAACCUCAACUCCUACAAGUGCAACCUCUGCGCAGCCAAAGAGCACAACCUCGGCUCCUACAACCAGUGCAACCUCUGUGCACACAAGCACCACAACCUCGGCCCCUACAACCAGUGCAACCUCUGUGCACACAAGCACCACAGCCUCGGCUCCUACAACCAGUGCAACCUCUGUGCACACAAGCACCACAACCUCGGCUCCCACAACCAGUGCAACCUCUGUGCAGACAAGCACCACAACCUCAGCUCCUACAAGUGCAACCUCUGUGCAGCCAAAGAGCACAACCUCGGCUCCUACAACCAGUGCAACCUCUGUGCACACAAGCACCACAACCUCGGCUCCUACAAGUGCAACCUCUGCGCAGCCAAAGAGCACAACCUCGGCUCCUACAACCAGUGCAACCUCUGUGCACACAAGCACCACAACCUCGGCUCCUACAACGAGCUCAACCUCUGUGCACACAAGCACCACAACCUCGGCUCCUACAACCAGUGGAACCUCUGUUCCUACAUCUGAGACUACCCCGUCCCCACCAGGGACCACACCAACCUCGGCUCCUACAACCAGUGAAACAUCUGUGCACACAAGCACCACAACCUCGGCUCCUACAACCAGUGAAACCUCUGUGCAGACAAGCACCACAACCUCGGCUCCUACAACCAGUGAAACCUCUGUGCAGACAAGGAGCACAACCUCAGCUCCUACAACCAGUGCAACCUCUGUGCACACAAGCACCACAACCUCGGCUCCUACAACCAGUGCAACCUCUGUGCACACAAGCACCACAACCUCGGCUCCUACAACCAGUGCAACCUCUGUGCACACAAGCACCACAACCUCGGCUCCUACAACCAGUGCAACCUCUGUGCAGACAAGUACCACUACCUCGGCUCCUACAACCAGUGCAACCUCUGUCCAGACAAGCGGCACAACCUCGGCUCCUACAACGAGCUCAACCUCUGUGCACAAAGGCAGCACAACUUCGGCUCCUACAACCAGUGGAACCUCUGUUCCUACAUCUGAGACUACCCCGUUCCCACCGGGGACCACACCAUGCAAGCCAAAGUGCAGGUGGACCAAGUGGUUCGACACGGACUUCCCCAUGCCCGGGCCCCAUGGGGGAGACAAUGAAACCUUCGGCAACAUCCUGAGGAAUGGAGACGUCAUCUGCCACCGACCCGAAUCCAUCAGCAAAGUGGAGUGCCGAGCCGAGAGCCACCACGGGGUCAGCAUCCACGAGCUGGGCCAGGUGGUGCAGUGCCGCCAGGACAUGGGCCUGCUGUGUCAGAACCAGGACCAGAAGGGUGAGAUCAGGACGUGCCUCAACUACGAGAUCAGAGUGCUCUGCUGCGAGCCCCAGGAACACUGCCCUCCACCCACUGUCACAGGAACCAGCACAACCAGAGUGAGUGUCAGUGUGCACACAGGGACCACCUUCCACGAGGCCACAUCCAGUGCAACCUCUGUGCAGCCAAAGAGCACAACCUCGGCUCCUACAACCACAACCUCUGUGCAGACAAGCAGCACAUCCUCGGCUCCUACAACCAGUGCAACCUCUGUGCAGACAAGCACCACAACCUCGGCUCCUACAACCAGUGCAACCUCUUUGCAGACAAGUACCACAACCUCGGCUCCUACAACCAGUGCAACCUCUGUGCACACAAGCACCACAACCUCGGCUCCUACAACCAGUGCAACCUCUCUUCCUACAUCUUUGACUACCCCACUCUGCUACUGCAACGCGUCCGGCACGUUGUACCCCCCAGGAUCCAUCAUCUAUGAAGUGACCGACCUAUCGGGCUACUGCUAUUAUGCCUUUUGCAGCUUGGACUGCCACGUGGUCAAGCAGAUGGCCCCCUCCUGUCCCACCAGCAUGCCACCUCCCACCCCGACCACCUCCCCACCAGAGUCCUCCCCUUCUGCCUCUGUGUCGGUCCCUUCACAAGGGUGCCCAAAUGCAGUCCCCCCAAGAACGAAAGGUGAAACCUGGCCCAUGCCCAACUGCUCCGAGGCCACCUGCCAGGGCAACGGGGUCAUCACGGUGAGCCCGCGCCACUGUCCGAAGGUACAGAAGCCCACCUGUGCCAACGGCUACCCUGCCGUGCAGGUGGCUGACCAUGACAGCUGCUGCUCACACUACCACUGCCCUUGCGUGUGCAGCGGCUGGGGGGACCCACACUACAUCACAUUCGACGGCACCUACUACACGUUCCUGGACAACUGCACGUACGUGCUAGUGCAGCAGAUCGUGCCGGUGUACGGCCACUUCCGCGUGCUGGUCGAGAACUAUUUCUGCGAUGCGAAGGACGGGCUGUCCUGCCCACAGUCCAUCAUCGUUGAGUACCAGGAGAACCGCGUCGUGCUGACCCACAAGGCCGUCCGCGGGGUGAUGACUAACGAGAUCAUUUUUAAUGGCGAGGUGGUCAGGCCCGGCUUCCAGAAAGACGGCAUUGCCGUCUCCCAAGUUGGCAUCAAGAUGUACGUGAGCAUUCCUGAGCUCGGCGUCCAGGUCAUGUUCAGUGGCCUCAUCUUCUCCGUGGAAGUGCCCUUCAGCAAGUUUGCCAACAACACGGAAGGGCAGUGUGGCACCUGCACCAAUGACCAGAAGGACGAUUGCCGCCUGCCUGGGGGCGCGGUGGUGGCCUCCUGCUCCGACAUGUCCGGCCACUGGAAGGUGACAUACCCUGGCCAGCCGCCCUGCAACGGGCAUCCCCCGACGCCUACCCCAGUGGAGCCCAGGACCUCGCCCACCCCGUGCCCACCUUCACCAAUCUGCCAGCUCAUUCUGAGCAAGCCCUUCGAGCUGUGCCACGCGCUAAUCCCGCCCUGGCCAUACUACCAAGGCUGCACCUUCGACCAGUGCCACAUGCCUGGCGUGGACGUGGUGUGCUCUGCCCUGGAGCUCUACGCUGCCCGCUGUGCCUCCCUUGGUGUCUGCGUCGACUGGCGGGCCCAGACCAACUACACGUGCCCCUUCACCUGCCUUGCUGGCAUGGAGUACCGGCCCUGCGGCCCGCCCACCCCCUCCUACUGUUGCAUGGACAGCAGCACCAGCGCCCCGGCCCUCCUGGGAGCCAGUCCCAUCACGGAAGGCUGCUUCUGCCCGCAGGGCAUGAUGUUCUACAGCUCGAGCAAGGAGGUCUGCGUGCCCGCUGACUGCAACACUUGCCUGGGGCCCAGUGGGGAGCCUGUGGAGCCCGGCCACACAGUCAGCGUGGACUGCCAGGAGUGCACCUGUGAGGGCAGCACGCGGACCAUGAGCUGCCGGCCCCAGGCCUGCCCCCUGGCCCCCACCUGCCCCGAGUCCGGCCACGUGCCUAUGCCCGAGGUCCUGCAGACCGGCCAGUGCUGUCCCCAGUACCACUGCGCCUGUAACACCAGCCACUGCCCUGAGCCCGAGGCCUGCCCGAAAGGCUCACACGCCAUCCAGACCUACAGCGAGGCAGCCUGCUGCCCGACCUACAGCUGCAGCUGGAGCGUCUGCAGCAUCAACGGCACCCUUUACCAGCCCGGCGCCAUGGUCUCCUCGAGCCUGUGUGAAAAAUGUUGGUGUGAGCUGCCUGGGGGAGCCCCAUCAGACACCUUUUCGAUCAACUGUGAGACCCAGAUCUGCAGUACCUCCUGCCCCCUGGGCUUCAAGUACCAGGCUCAGGCCGGGCAGUGCUGUGGUGAGUGCGUGCAGGUGGCCUGCAUCAUGAACACCAGUGAAAGCUCUGCCCACCUCUUCUAUCCGGGCGAGUCCUGGUCAGACCCUGGAGACCACUGCGUGAUGCACGAGUGUGAGAAGCACUGGGAUGGGCUCGAGGUGGUGACCACGAAGAAGGCGUGUCCCCUGCUCAACUGUCCUGCGGACAAGGCUCUGCCCAGCGAGGACGGCUGUUGCCUCUCCUGCCCCCCACCCUACGAGAACCAGUUGACCUGCGCGAUGCACUACCAGCUCCAGGUCCUCCGGCAGCAGGGCUGCAGUUCCUCCGGGCCCGUGCGCCUCGCCUACUGCCAGGGCAACUGCGGGGACACCACCUCCGUGUUCUCCCCGGAGGCGAACGCGGUGGAGCACCGGUGCAGCUGCUGCCGCGAGCUGCGCGUCUCUCUGAGGAACGUGACCCUGCGCUGCGAGGACGGCUCGAGCCGCACCCUCACCUACACGGAGGUGGAGGAGUGCGGCUGCAAGAACCUGCAGUGCGACUCCCCCGGGGGCCUUGCCCUCUCGGCGGUGGCGCUGGAGCCAAGCCCGGAGAGCGGGCUCAGGCGCCGCGGGAGAAGGGCCCCGCGGGCCCGGCCCCUGCAGUAG